AUGGCCCAGCAAUUAAAGCCCGCCUGGGGAGUCUCGUCGCGAUUUCCCACCAUUAUUCGCUUUAGGUCGCUCGUCGUCAUAGCCUGCUCUCUCGCCUUGGUCCUGUUCGCCUCGUUUUUCGUGAUCGAUUUCAAGAACAAAAACUAUCAGCUGCAGCUCCAACUGCAUCAAUUAUUCCGAAACAACCACUUUUUUGAAAAACCGUGCUAUGCGCCUUCACAUUCGGCCACCGACUUGCUGCAAGACGGGACGUGGCAGCAUGAGGUGCCCGCCAAAUGGCAAUUUUCUGCUAGUCGUGAUGCGAACAAUUACGGAUUGAGCUCGGAGCAGUGCCUGGCUGCAUUUCCUAAAUUAUUUACAGAAAUCGAUAAAAGCGUGAAGCUGCGGAAGGAAACAAAAAACCCGAUUACUUUUGACGAAAUCAAUGCACGCAAGACGCUGGGGCAGGGAAUGGGCCGGGCGAUGAUUUACCAAGGAGAGUUGUAUAUCAUCGACUACGGCGACAUGACCUAUACCGCCACCCGAGCCAAAUCGACCCUCCACUCCCUUCAUCGUGCGCUCGUAUCGAUGACCGAUAACGAAUCCUUACCAUCAAUUGAGUUCCAUUUCUCUGCCGACGACUUUGUCUGGGAUAGCCUCAAGGCUGAAGGCGGCCCAGUGUGGUCGUAUUCCAAACGCAACACCGCUGAUAUUGACGAAGGCGACAUCGACGAUAACAAUAUAUGGCUGAUGCCCGAUUUCGGAUAUUGGGCAUGGCCCGAAGUCAACAUCGCACCCUAUCGUGAAGCCCGACGACGAAUUGCCACAGUCGAUGCCCAGUUUGACGACUUUCAGACCAAAAAGAAGCAGCUCGUAUGGCGGGGCGCUAUGAACACAGGAGCCGAACUGCGUGAACAGCUGCUGGAGGCAACCAGGAACAAAUACUGGGCUUCUGUACGGGCGGUGGACUGGACUAAUGAACAAAGCAUUGCCGACAACAUGCUUCCCAUCGAAGACCACUGCCGGUACAUGUUUCUCGCGCACACCGAGGGACGGUCGUUCUCCGGCCGGGGCAAAUACCUUCUCAACUGCCGCUCCGUUUUCAUUUCGCACACGCUGCUUUGGCACGAGGCUCACCAUGCCGCGCUGCUCUCAUCCGGCCCGGACGCAAACUACGUUGAAGUGAAACGCGAUUUUUCUGACCUCGAACAGAAGAUCGAGUUUCUCCUCGACCACCCAGACGUCGCCGAGCGUAUUGCCAAUAACUCAGUCAAGACAUUCCGCGAUAGAUACCUCACCCCGGCGGCCGAGGCGUGCUACUGGCGAUACUUGAUACGGAAAUGGGGCGAGGUCUGCGACUUUGAGCCCAGGCUAUACGAUGGGAAAACAAACAAGCUCCGGGGCCAGCCAUACGAAGAGUGGCUUUUGAGCGCACACUAG
Talaromyces proteolyticus is the source of this 1419-nucleotide messenger RNA. Its product is annotated as DUF821 domain protein. NCBI's taxonomy places the organism in Eukaryota, Fungi, Ascomycota, Eurotiomycetes, Eurotiales, Trichocomaceae. The transcript has 2 exons. Bases 1 to 1419 code for a protein of 472 amino acids. The record is from RefSeq and is a predicted model, not a curated record.